Bipolaris victoriae FI3 is the source of this 927-nucleotide messenger RNA. RefSeq lists its product as hypothetical. The transcript is spliced from 3 exons. Gene Ontology annotation, molecular function: oxidoreductase activity. The record is from RefSeq and is a predicted model, not a curated record. Lineage: Eukaryota; Fungi; Ascomycota; Dothideomycetes; Pleosporales; Pleosporaceae. The coding region runs from base 1 to 927 and encodes 308 amino acids.
AUGAACAGCGAUCUAAACAACACAGCGGCAGAACGCACCAGAGCAGAAAUCGCGAUAGAUCCCCAGUACCGGUAUUCGUCUUUUGCAAUACCCGCGCACGAAGAUGAUGCCUCGAUUCGCCAAGCAUAUCGACCGUUUUUGCUAGAUGCCAAACACACAGAUGACGAUUGGAUAGCUAGACUGGAGCUCAGCACAGCGUUGAAAAUGGUGGAUGAACAGGUGAUGAAGAAGGGCGGUGAUAGGAUCAAAGUCCUGGUACUAUACGGCAGCAUGCGAGAACGAUCAUAUUCUCGACUACUUGCUUAUGAAGCCAGUCGUAUCUUAUUCCGACUUGGCUGUGACGUGCGCGUGUUCAAUCCCACUGGGCUCCCGGUCAAGGACGACGUGCAACACUCGCAUGAAAAAGUCCAAGAGUUGCGGGAGUUGAGCAAGUGGAGUGAUGGACAUGUUUGGGUCAGUCCUGAGCAGCAUGGCAAUCUUACGGCCGUCUUCAAAAAUCAAAUCGACUGGAUCCCACUGUCCACGGGCUCUGUCCGACCCACCCAGGGCCGCACCCUCGCCAUUGCCCAAGUUAACGGCGGCUCACAAUCUUUCAAUACAGUCAACUCACUUCGUAUACUUGGCCGCUGGAUGCGCAUGUUCACGAUACCCAAUCAAAGCUCCAUUCCCAUGGCCUAUAAGCAGUUCACGGAUGCGGAUGCUAUCGAGGAGGGAGGAAGCAGGCUCAUGCCGAGUGGUAAUCGAGAUAGAUUGGUGGACUGUAUGGAAGAGUUUGUCAAGUAUACGCUUGUCAUGCGGCCGCAUUUUGAUUUGUUUGGGGAUCGGUAUAGCGAGAGGGAAGAGAAAAGAAUUAAGGAGGAGAAGAAGAAAGAGGAAGAGCAGAGGGGCAAAGAUAUUGUGAACAACGUGUCAUUGACGGACAUAUGA